AUGCCAAUGUUAAGCAUAUCAAAAGGGAUACAAGUUUUUGUAAUCUAUAGUGAUGCAUCUAAGAAUGGCCUGGGAUGUGUAUUGAUGCAACAAGAAAAUAAAGAAUUGAAUAUGAGUCAGAGAAGAUGGCUUGAGCUAGUGAAAGACUAUGACUGUGAAAUCUAUUAUUACUCAAGCAAGGAACGACUAUGUAUACAAGACUUAGAGGUAUUGGAAAAGGAAAUAUUGGAAGAGGCUCACUCUGCUCCAUAUUCAGUGUAUACAAGAAGUACCAAAAUGUACCAAGAUAUAAAAUUGAUGUUUUGGUGGAGAGGAAUGAAGAAGGACAUAGCCAUGUAUGUUGAAAGGUUUCCUGAAAUUAAUAAAGAAAGUGGGGGUAGUUUCAUGGUAUACCAGUUUCAAUUGUAUCGGAUAGAGACUCAAGAGUUUAGUGGACAUUUGGAAAAACAUCUACCUUUAAUUGAGUCUGCUUAUAACAACAGUUAUCACACCUCUAUCAACAUGGCACCCUAUGAAGCAUUGUAUAGAAGGAAAUGUAGGUUGCUAGUUUAUUGGGAUGAGUUUGGCGAACAUAAGAUUUUGGGUCUAGAGAUUAUUGAACAGACUGUGCAAGCUAUCAAGAAGAUUCGUAACAGUAUUAAAAUGGCUGAAGACAAACUGAAAGCUAUGUAG
Olea europaea var. sylvestris is the source of this 672-nucleotide messenger RNA. RefSeq lists its product as uncharacterized. Gene Ontology annotation, molecular function: nucleic acid binding. The coding region runs from base 1 to 672 and encodes 223 amino acids. The record is from RefSeq and is a predicted model, not a curated record. NCBI's taxonomy places the organism in Eukaryota, Viridiplantae, Streptophyta, Magnoliopsida, Lamiales, Oleaceae. The transcript is spliced from 6 exons.